This is a messenger RNA of Rhizophagus irregularis DAOM 181602=DAOM 197198, 807 nucleotides long. The record is from RefSeq and is a predicted model, not a curated record. Lineage: Eukaryota; Fungi; Glomeromycota; Glomeromycetes; Glomerales; Glomeraceae.
GAUGUCAAGUCACCACUUAAUAAAAAUGAAAAAGAGGGAGUUCAUGUUGCAUUAAAAAGCUUAAAAAAUUCUUCAAAUAUUAGUGAUGAUUUCUUAAAUGAAUUGAAAAAUCAUUUACACUGUUUGAGUUCAGAUGAUUUGUCAACAGUACGCAUAUUUGGAAUAACCCAAGAUCCAGAAACAUCGAAUUACAUGAUAGUAAUGGAAUUAAUGAAUGGAGGAAAUUUAAGAUCUAAUUUAUUAAUAAAAAAAUAUAAUCCACUUGAAAAAUACUAUAAUUUAAUGCGUAUAGCAAAUGCACUUCGAACUUUACAUGAAUGUAAUAUAAUCCAUGGUGAUUUCCACAGUGGAAAUGUUCUUUUAAAUAGUAAUAUUUCCUAUAGUUCAUUUUAUAUAAGCGAUUUCGGAUUAAGUAGACCAGUAAAUCAAACUAUUAAUUCGAAUGAAAUUUAUGGAGUGAUUCCUUAUAUGGCUCCAGAGGUAUUACGUGGUAAACCAUAUACUAAAGCUGCUGAUAUUUAUUCUUUUGGAAUUAUUAUGUGGGAAUAUACAUCUGGUAUUCCUGCUUUCAACAAUAGACCUCAUGAUUUUAAUCUUUCUUUAGAUAUUUGUAAAGGUUUGAGACCGGAAAUUUUUAAAGGUACAUUGCCGGUUUAUGCAAGAUUAAUGAAGAGGUGUUGGGAUUCUGAUCCUAAUAAAAGACCAACAGCUGAUGAAUUAUAUCAAAUCAUUUAUUUUUGGUAUGAUUAUUUACCGAAAUGUUACGAGAAUGAUAGGGUAAUUCCUAGUAAGUUAAAAAAGAAUUGA